AUGGAGCCGAUUGGUGUUUUGAACUUUAUAAAAUGGAUUUUACUGGUGUUUGCUCGUAGCUUAUACCACAAUCUUGUACCAUAUGAGUGGAAGGUCAAGAAGAACUUGACAGGAAAGGUUAGUCAUUUUUUUUGGUUAGGCAACAACAAAAGUUUAAGAGAUGGAUUUAUAUCUGCCUAAGUCGACAAACUGACAUAAUUUUGUGCUGUAUAUUUCAUAUUAUGAUUGGUUUCAGCGAGUUUUGCUGACUGGAGCUGCAAGUGGUAUUGGAGCAGCCGUAGCAGACCGCUUGGCUAAAGAACAAUGUAAUCUGGUACUAUGGGACAUCAACGAAGCUGGACUGAAGCGAGUUAAACAAGAUUUGGAGCAUUACAAUGUUCAGGUUUGUUAUUUAUACUAGCUUAGGCUUAGUAGAUAUAAGUUUAGUUAGCUCAGGCUUAGUAGGCAUAAGAUUAGUAGGCUUAGGCUUAGUAAUUUUAGGAUUAGAGGUAAUAAGGAUUUCGUUUUAGAUACAUACACAAGUAGUUGAUUUAUCAAAGAAAGACGAUGUGAUAAGAGCGUCAGAAGAGUUGCUUUCUUCGGAUAUUGGUGAUAUUGACAUUGUUUUUAAUAAUGCUGGUUGUAUCAAUAACAAUUACUUUUUGGACACCAAGAUUGAGAGUAUGGACAGGUUAAUGAAUGUUAUGUUGCUUUCAAACCUAUACGUAAGUUAUUUUAGGCUUAACUUUUUUUUACUGAAAUUUUUUUUUAAAGUUAUGGUGUUAUAUGUUGAUGUUAAGGUUAUUAUUUUUGUCAUUUUUAGAUUGUUAAGCAGUUUUUGCCUAGAAUGAUCGAACGAGGAGAAGGUCAUAUUGUCGCGACGUGUUCUGUAGCGGGUCACCUUGGUCUCGCUGGUUUGUUUUUGCCAUACAUAUUUAAUAAUUUACGUUUGAAAAUGGCUUACCACUGCCAGUUUUAAAAUUCAAAAUAUUUUAGAAAUUGCUGAUUAUUGCGCAGCCAAAUUUGGAGUGAGAGGGUUCAUGGAGUCCUUGUACAAUCAAAUGGUUCUACUGGGACAUCACAAUAUUCAGUUCACAACUAUUUGUCCGUGGUAUGUGAAAACUCCAUUGCUGGAUGGUCAAGUUCACAAUAGCUUGGCCUUUCCACCGAUCGAAUUGGAUGGACUUAUCGACCGAAUGAUUCAAGCCAUUAAGUUGAAUGAAAGAGAAGUUUUAUAUCCGGCAAAAUUGAAUGUUUGGAUGGCUAUCAAGACGGUAUUACCAUUGAGUGUGCAACGAAGUAUCUUGUUGGGGAGGUACUGCUAUUCUUAA
Bursaphelenchus okinawaensis is the source of this 1310-nucleotide messenger RNA. The record is from the annotation of a GenBank genome assembly. Lineage: Eukaryota; Metazoa; Nematoda; Chromadorea; Rhabditida; Aphelenchoididae.